AUGGCGCCGAUUGCCGUGGAUGACAUAGACAUGGGAGCAGGCUCCCGCGUCGAAAUGGAGCCCCUCGCUAUUAUUGGAAUGGCCACUCGAUUCCCCGACGAUGCCACAGCCACCGACAAGCUGUGGGAUUUCCUGCUGCGCGCGCGGUCUGCAGCAGCGCCGUUCCCCUCAGAGCGUCUCAAUGCAGAGGCGUUCUUCCACCCGGACCCGGAACACGGAGGAACAUUCGCGGUGGAAGGCGGUCACUUCCUCACCGAGGACCCGGCCGCCUUUGACGCUGCCUUUUUCAACGUCAUCAAGACCGAGCUGCUGACGCUCGAUCCCCAGCAGCGUCUAGUCAUGGAGAGCGUCUACCAUGCGCUGGAAAACGCUGGGAUUCCCAUGCACAAGAUCACCGGGUCCAGGACAUCGGUGUUUGCCAGUGGCUUCAAUCACGAUCACCUGGCCCUGCUCAACUCGGAUCCAGAGAGUACGAUCAAAUACAAGCCGACCAGCGUCACAAACUCCAUCAUCUCGAAUCGAGUCAGCUGGUUCUUCGAUUUCAAGUCGCCCAGUAUGACCAUUGAUACUGCCUGUUCCAGCAGCAUGGUCGCCUUGCACCUGGCCGCGCAAAGUUUACACAGCAAGGAGAGCGAGAUGGCCGUUGUGAGUGGUGUCAACAUUGUUGAAUUCCCCAUCGACAUUGUGGGCAUGAGCCACCACGGCUUUUUAGGUGCCAACGGUCGUUGCUUUUCCUUCGACCACAGGGCCAAUGGCUAUGCUCGUGGCGAGGGUGUCGGUUCGCUCAUUAUCAAACCCUUGUCAUCGGCAAUUAGAGACGGGGACACAGUUCGUGCGGUCAUACGAGGCACCGGAGUCAACCAGGACGGCCGUACGCCUGGAAUUAGCCUUCCGAGUGCUGCCGCCCAGGAAAGGCUAAUCCAUGAAAUCUACCAAAAAGCAGGCUUAAGCCUCAAUGAUACCCAUUUCGUCGAGGCACAUGGUACUGGUACUGCAGCUGGUGACCCCAUCGAGGCGGGUGCUAUUGCGAGUGCGUUUAGGUCACGCCGGAAGGAUAUUCCUCUGCACAUUGGUGCUAUCAAGUCCGGAAUUGGCCAUUUAGAGGGUGGUGCCGGUAUCGCCGGUAUAAUCAAGUCAGUCAUGGUUCUUGAGAACGGUAUCAUUCCUCCAAAUGCCAAUUUUGAGAAGGCCAAUCCAAAGAUUCCAGUCAAGAAGUGGAAUAUCUCAUUCCCACAAGAGAAUAUCCCGUGGCCUCUCGACGGCCCGCGCAGAAUUUCGGUCAACUCGUUUGGUGUCGGUGGAACCAACGGCCACUGUAUUCUCGAUGACGCCUAUCAUUAUUUCAAAGACCACAAUAUAUCAGCUACUCACAACACUAGACUAACUAUUCCAACACCUGAUGAGAUUUCAAGUUUAGUCAAAUCUCUUAGUCUCCUGGAGAAGACAGAAGAAACUGAAAACGAUGAAGACGCCAAGGGAGAAACAACAGACGGUACGGCAACAAAUGGCGAGGUUACCCAUGAAACCAAUGGCACCAAUUCGUCAACUAAAAUCAAUGGAACUUCGAAAGAUGCAGUGCCUAAGAUUUUCCCACUAUCCGCUUUUGAUGAAGAAGGAAUUAACCGGAAUGCGGAUGGGCUCGCUCAAUAUUUAAGUGAUAAGCCAUUUUCAAUUAGUCACGGAGCAGCUGAUCUCCUGAACGAUCUCUCCUUUACGCUGUCAGAAAGGCGGUCCAAUUUCCCCUGGAAGAGUUUUAUUCUUGCGUCCUCCAAGGAGGAGCUGAAGGCAAAUCUACAAAAUGAGAUGUUCUCGAAGCCCGUUCGUACUCGAAAUCCACCAAUGAUCGGCUAUGUCUUCACAGGACAGGGGGCCCAACACUGGAAAAUGGGAAGAGAACUUCUGAUCUACCCAGUAUUCAAAGCAUCUCUACAGCAAGCCUCGGAUUACAUGAAGUCACUUGGUAGCGAGUGGACUCUCAUGGAUGAGCUGCUAAAAGACAAGGAGUCGUCCCUUGUAAACGAGCCAUAUCUUUCUCACCCAAGUUGCUCCGCUAUUCAGAUUGCCCUGGUUGACUUGUUGGCUUGUUGGAAUGUCUACCCUGAACGAGUGGUCGGUCACUCAUCAGGAGAAAUACCAGCAGCAUAUGCUGCCGGAAGACUGACGAGAGAAGGAGCUUGGAAAGCUGCAUAUUUCCGAGGAUAUGUUUCUGCUAAGCAACUCGCAGUUAAGGGUGCCAUGAUUGCUGUCGGCUUGAGUGAAAGCCAACUAAACCCUUACCUUGAGCGAGCGCACAAUGAAAACAAAGGAGAGCUCAUCAUUGCCUGCUACAAUAGCCCCAAAAACAACACAGUCUCGGGCGAUGAAGCCAUGGUGGAUAAAUUGAAGGUUUUGCUUGAUGCUGACGGAGUUUUUGCCCGAAAACUAAAUGUCAAGAAUGCCUACCAUUCCGCUCAUAUGAAGGAGGUCGCCUCGGAUUACCUCCAAUUAAUGGGGGACCUUACUGCCGGCACUCCCGUGGAGGCUCCUCAUAAAGCUUUGAUCUUUUCCACGGUAACAGGGGAACAAGUUCAGGAAGAUCAUCUCGGAGCUCAGUAUUGGGUUGAUAACAUGAUCUCACCGGUCCGUUUCAUCGACGGCCUCUCGGCAAUGUGCUAUAAGAAAAACACCGCAGGACAGGGCCAUUUGAAAAUGAAUGCAACCGCAGAAAAUAUCUUCGCUGAUCAUCUCAUUGAAAUUGGGCCACAUUCAGCUCUUCAGAGCGCCAUUAAGGAAGUCAUUGCAUCAAAGGGCCAUCAAUCUCCGAUUGACUAUCUUCCUGUUCUCAACCGCAACGACAGUAGUCCAAGCGUUCUUCUCGGUACAAUUGGAACGUUAAACUCAAAAGGAGGAUCCGUGAAAAUCACAGCUGUAAACUCCGCUGCAAACAUUCAAAAGGAAAAGGCACAUUUGUUGGUCGACCUUCCUCCAUAUCGUUUCAACCAUUCAUCGACGACCAUGUACGAGAGCAGACUAAGCAAGAACUAUCGUUUCAGGAAGCAUCCUCGACACGAUCUCUUCGGAGCACCUGUUCCCGAUUGGAAUGAAGAGACACCGCGCUGGCGGCACUUUUUGAGAUUGCAAGAAAAUCCUUGGCUAAAGGAUCAUCUUGUCACCAACAACUAUGUCUUCCCAGGUGUGGGUUAUCUGAUAAUGGCCCUUGAAGCAACACGACAACAAGCGGAUCCCGAGUCCACCAUUGUCGGAUUCAGACUGAAGAAUGUUGCACUCAAACGGGCCCUUAUCAUUCCAGAUAACAAAGAAGGCAUUGAGACAUCUGUCUCGCUAACGAGAAUGGACGAGUCAAGCUUAUGGAGCUCCUCUGUCUGGAAGCGUUUCCAAGUUACCUCCUACAACCCUAUCGGCGAUGACUGGGUUGAGCACUGUACAGGAUACAUUGCUGUGGACUACAAGACUACUCCGGGUCCAGUAGACGCGGGUCGUGAAGACCAGGAAGAGAAAAAGGCCUGGGAGGAGUCUCUUUCACAAAUAUCGCAAUCAUGUCACCAGCCAGUAGACUUUGAAAAAUCAUAUGACAAUAUUCAGACAGCGGGUCUUUCAUUUGGGCCUCUGUUCAGAAAUCUGAAGGAUGUGAGAGUCAAUGGCGAGAACCAGGGAUCUAUCUUAGGAACAGUCACCGUGCCCGAUAUUCCCAGCUCGAUGCCAAAGAAUUACGCUCACUCGCAUUUGAUUCACCCGGCGACAAUGGACAGUAUGAUGCACUUGUUUCUGGCAGCUGUACUUGACUUCACUGGCAAGCCGACACUAGAGAAACCUGCCGUUCCUACAUUUAUUCGAGAAGUUUGGAUUUCAGCAGACAUCAGCUCGGCACCUGGUCACGCAUAUCUCGGACAUGGAAAAGCUGGAUUGAUUGCAUACGACAAGUACGAAUGCGAUGUCAAGAUCUGGGACAAAGAAACGAAAGACCCCCGUAUCAGCAUCAAGGGCAUUCGCGUCACUCCGCUUGAAUCCGGUAGCUCAAACAGCAGUCAAGCCCGAAAACUAUGUCACAACUUGGAAUGGAAGCCGGCCUUGGAGCUGCUAGACUCGACAACCGCAAGGGGGCUUGCCAACAUUCCUCAACCAGACAUCGAGAAGGACCGCUACUGGGUCCAUCGUUAUCAGCUAGCCACCAUGCUGCUUGUUACUGAUGGCCUUACCGGCCUAGCAGGAUUUGAUCCAUCAACACUGGAAGGUCAUUUCAAGCAGUAUUGGGAUUGGCUAAACUUCAGAACUGAACAGCUGAAAGAGAACAAGAUCACACUACUUCCUCUGCAGGAAUUUGAAGCUUUCCCGAAGACUGAAGAGGCGAAAGAAGCUGUUUAUCGCGAGGUUGAGGAACACAGCGCUGAUGGUGCCCUUGCUAUCCGCAUGGGUCGCCAAAUUGUUCCCGUCUUGAAGAAGGAAGCUGACCCUCUUCAUCUGAUGUUCGGUCAGGAUGAUCUCAUGGACCGUGUAUAUGAUGAGGUAGUAAACUUGGGCGAUCUCCCAAAGCAUUUGGAGAGUUAUUUAUCUGUCUUGGGGGACAACCGCACGGAUCUUAGUGUCCUGGAGGUUGGAGCAGGUACUGGAAGUUCAACUGCUGCCAUACUGGAUGUUUUGUCACCCGAUGUACAGACAAACAGAGAGACUGGGAGCAGCCAAUCGAGAAUCUCGUCGUAUGCUUUCACCGACAUCUCGGCCGGCUUCUUCGAAAAGGCGAAAGAUCGCUUUAAGAACUGGAGCAAUAUCAUGCAAUUCAAGACAUUGAAUGCCGAAAAGGACCCGCUCCCUCAAGGAUUCGAAGCUGGUACAUAUGACUUGAUCGUCGCCGGAAAUGUGAUUCACGCCACUGCAGAUCUUCGAAAGACCUUGAAUAGUUUGAGGUUGCUGCUCAAGCCGGGCGGUAAAAUCGUCCUCCACGAAGGAAACAGACAAGACUUUGUCUGGACACAGAUUUCCUUUGGCCAGCUUCCUGGUUGGUGGCUUGGUGUCGAGCCCAGUCGUAAAUGGUGUCCGUUCCUUACGCCCGCUGAAUGGGAUGUCAUUUUCAAAGACUCGGGAUUCUCUGGCGUUGAUAUUGACUUUCCCAGCUCCCAAAACCCAGAUAACUCCAGUCAAAGUAUACUUGUGGGAACGGCGAUUGAGAAAGAAUCAGACAAGGACUUGAUUGAUCACGUUAUUAUAUUAGAUCACGAAAUCCGUCACGAAUUGAGUCCGGCACUUGAAGACAGUCUUCGCUCCUUGAAGCACAUUUUAAACGUUACGAGCAUCAAACCAAGUGACCUACCGAAUACCGAUUUGACUAGCGCCAUUUGCAUCUCUCUUCUAGAGCUAGACCAGCCUUUCAUGGAAAAUAUCAGUGAAUCCGACUAUCUUGGGAUUAGGAAAUUAAUUGCUACAGGAGGUGGUCUUCUUUGGGUUACUGGUAACCCGAUUGUGAAGCCCGAACUUGAUAUGAUCUUGGGUGUUCUCAGAACGGUUCGCUGGGAGCGAGAUCUGGAACCGGCAUGCCUAGCGAGUGUUUCAGUUCUAGAACAGAACCUUUCAGUCACAGGCCUUCUAGAAAAGAUCAUGAAAAUCUUCAUGAAUCAAUUCGUUGACCUCUUCCCCAGUGAAUUUAAUUCGGAGUUCCAGUUGAAGGAGGGUAUAAUCUAUACAAGUCGCCUGGUUGACUCUGAUUCUGGAAAUGAUUUCUUGAACAACAAGUUCGCGAAACCCUUGCCGCAAAUGAUCAGGUUUGGAGACAGUAACCGGCCUAUAAAGCUGAGCACUUCCUCUCCUGGUCUGUUGAACAAGCUCGAAUGGGUCACCGAUACGAUUUACAACGACCCUCUUGGUGAAACACAGGUUGAAAUUGACAUCAAAGCUGUUGGUUUGAACUUCCGGGACUUGAUGAUUGCCAUGGGCGAACAUAUGGCGUACAGCCUUGGUAACGAAGCUGGUGGUAUUGUGACUCGCGUCGGUUCGGCAGUAGAUAGAGUGAAGCCUGGAGACCGGGUUGUCUAUCUCUGUGGUUUGGAGAGUACAGGGUGCUUCCACACCUUUGGCAGAGUCGACCAAAACGUCGUGUGCAAGAUUCCCGACAACCUUAGUUAUGAGAUCGCCGCGGGUCUUCCAUGUGUCUACGCUACUGUUAUUUAUGGACUGGACGACGCCGCACGAAUGCUCAAAGGUGAGACGAUUCUCAUCCAUGCUGCGGCCGGAGGCGUCGGACAAGCGGCCAUCCACUAUUCGAAAAUGGUUGGUGCAGAAAUUUACGCUACCGUUUCGACACCUGAGAAGCGCAGUCUCUUGGUUUCUGAAUAUGGAAUCCCGGAGGACCACAUCUUCUCUAGCCGAGACCUCACAUUUGUCAAGGGUAUCAUGAGGAGCACAAAAGGCAAGGGUGUCGAUGUUGUCCUGAACUCGCUAUCAGGCGAAGCACUACGCUCAUCAUGGGAAUGUCUUGCUCCAUUUGGACGAUUUAUUGAGAUUGGCAAGAAAGAUGCUCAAGCAUAUGGAAAGGUCGAAUUAACUCCAUUCUUGCGCAAUGUGACUAUGGCAAGUGUUGAAUUGCCAACAAUGAUGCGUCAUCGUCCAUCACUCAUUACACGGCUUACAGAAGAUACCAUUCGCUUGUGGAGCGAAGGACACAUCAAAGAAGCCAAGCCGACAACGGUCAUGAACUACUCUCAAGUUGAAGAAGGUCUUCGUCUCUUGCAGUCUGGCAAGGGAAUGGGCAAGAUGAUAUUCGUUCCGGGCGAGGAAGAUCUGAUUCCUGUUGUCCCAGAGGCUUUGUCUCCGUACCAGUUUAAGGAAGAUGCCUCUUAUGUGCUUGCUGGCGGUACCGGUGGUCUGGGCCGUAGUAUCGCAUCAUGGCUGGUUUCUCGUGGUGUUAAAAACCUGAUUUUCCUUGCUCGAUCCAAACCUUCGGACGCGGUCCAAGACGUGAUCGAGGAUUUAAGAAAGAAAGGGUGUAAUGUCCAUAUUCCGUUGUGUGAUGUGUCGGACUUGGAAAGACUAAAGACUGUCAUCGAAGAGUGCAGCAAGAUAAUGCCGCCUAUCAAAGGUGUCAUUCAAGGUGCCAUGGUGUUAAAGGACGGAAUGUUCGAAAACAUGCCAUUCGAGGAUUGGACAGCAGCAAUCAAGCCCAAGGUCAAAGGUUCUUGGAACCUUCACGAAGCUCUGCCCAAAGACAUGGAUUUCUUUGUGAUGCUGUCUUCUGCCACGGGUAUUCUAGGUAAUCGGAGUCAAGCCAACUACGCUGCUGGAAAUACGUACCAAGACGCUCUUUCUCGGUAUAGAGCUUCGCUAGGAUUGCCAACAGCGAGUGUUGAUCUCGGCAGUGUGCUUUCCGUGGGUUUCGUGGCUGAGAACAAGGACUAUGCUCGUCACACAACUGCUGUUCUCGAGGUCCUUCGUGAGGACGAGAUCCACGCCAUUCUCGAGUUCCUCAUCGACCCACGAAACAAGUCCGAUGCUACCACACAGCUCAUUGCUGGUCUGACCACGGGUACCAUGUACCACGAGCGAGGGGUUCCUCCGCCGUCGUACCUUGGAUUCCCUAUCUUUACUCAUCUUCGCAAGACCAAGACCAGUGGUGCGCAGAACUCAGAGGAGAACCCGACUUAUUUGGUGCAAUCUCUACUCGGUGCCGCAUCUACCCUCGAAGAAGCAGUAAACGUAGUCUCGAACGGGAUUCGCAACAAACUAGCUUCCCUCCUAGCGAUUCCUGUCGGAAACAUUGACCCGUCCAAAUCCAUCAGCUCAAAUGGAGUUGAUUCUCUCGUGGCGAUGGAAUUCCGGACAUGGUUGGUCAAGGAUCUCGGUGCGGAUAUUCCUUUGCUUGAGAUUACUGGAACUGGAAGCAUCACCACGAUAAGCCACAAAAUUGCGAGUGUGAGUAAGUUGGCGCAGUUUUCUACUGCGCCGGCCAAGGCCUAG
This is a messenger RNA of Talaromyces rugulosus, 7941 nucleotides long. RefSeq lists its product as uncharacterized. Lineage: Eukaryota; Fungi; Ascomycota; Eurotiomycetes; Eurotiales; Trichocomaceae. The transcript is spliced from 3 exons. Gene Ontology annotation, molecular function: phosphopantetheine binding; fatty acid synthase activity; oxidoreductase activity. The record is from RefSeq and is a predicted model, not a curated record. Bases 1 to 7941 code for a protein of 2646 amino acids. Gene Ontology annotation, biological process: fatty acid biosynthetic process; secondary metabolite biosynthetic process.